This is a messenger RNA of Arabidopsis arenosa, 1346 nucleotides long. Lineage: Eukaryota; Viridiplantae; Streptophyta; Magnoliopsida; Brassicales; Brassicaceae. The record is from the annotation of a GenBank genome assembly.
AAUUUCAAAAAAAAAAAAAAAGUCAAGCCAAAACGAUGGCGUUUCAUCACAAUCAUCUCUCACAAGACCUCUCCUUCAAUCAUUUCACCGACCAACACCAACCUCCUCCUCCGCAACCGCCUCCUCCUCCGCCGCAACAACAACAUUUUCAAGAAGCUCCGCCUCCUAAUUGGCUCAACACAGCGCUUCUUCGUUCCUCCGAUAACAACAAUUUCCUUAACCUCCACACAGCUACCGCUAACACCACAACCGCAAGCAGCUCCGAUUCUCCUUCCUCCGCCGCCGCUGCUGCUAACCAGUGGCUCUCUCGCUCCUCCUCUUUCCUCCAACGAAACAACAACGCAACAGCCUCCACCGUUGUCGGAGAAGGAAUCGAUGAUGUCACUGGAGGAGCAGAGACUAUGAUUCAGGGAGAGAUGAAAAGCGGCGGUGGUGAAAACAAAAACGACGGCGGAGGAACUGCGGCGGCGGAUGGAGUUGUGAGCUGGCAAAAUGCGAGACACAAGGCGGAGAUCCUCUCUCAUCCUCUCUAUGAGCAGCUUUUGUCGGCGCACGUUGCUUGUUUAAGAAUCGCGACUCCGGUUGAUCAGCUUCCGAGAAUCGAUGCUCAGCUUGCUCAGUCGCAACAUGUCGUCGCUAAAUACUCAGCUUUAGGCGCCGCCGCCCAAGGACUCGUCGGUGACGACAAAGAACUUGACCAGUUCAUGACACAUUAUGUGUUGUUACUGUGUUCUUUCAAAGAGCAAUUGCAACAACAUGUGCGUGUUCAUGCAAUGGAAGCUGUGAUGGCUUGUUGGGAGAUUGAGCAGUCUCUUCAAAGCUUAACAGGAGUCUCUCCUGGUGAAGGGAUGGGAGCAACAAUGUCGGAUGAUGAAGAUGAACAAGUAGAGAGUGAUGCUAAUUUGUUCGAUGGGAGCUUAGAUGUGUUGGGGUUUGGUCCUUUGGUUCCUACUGAGAGUGAGAGAUCGUUGAUGGAAAGAGUUAGACAAGAACUCAAACAUGAACUCAAACAGGGUUACAAGGAGAAGAUAGUAGAUAUAAGAGAGGAGAUAUUGAGGAAGAGAAGAGCUGGGAAGUUACCAGGAGACACUACCUCUGUUCUCAAAGCAUGGUGGCAAUCUCAUUCUAAGUGGCCUUACCCUACUGAGGAAGAUAAGGCGAGGUUGGUGCAAGAGACAGGUUUGCAGCUAAAGCAGAUAAACAAUUGGUUCAUCAAUCAGAGAAAGAGGAAUUGGCAUAGCAAUCCAUCUUCUUCCACUGUCUUGAAGAACAAACGCAAAAGCAAUGCAGGUGACAAUAGCGGGAGAGAGCGGUUCGCGUAGAAACAACAAACAUAUGAUGUGAAU